UGGCCUUAGGGGAAGUGCGGGGGAGAUGGGAAACGGCCGUGGUUUCUGAUUGGCUGAGGGGUCCGCGACCGUUGUGGCGGGAAAAGGCUGUGGAGGGCUGGAGGUUGUGGUGGGGAUUGAGUUUUCCUCAGACUUGAAGCGAGGGCUAGCACACAGGAGGGAAGAAGGAAUCCAGAGUGUGGCAGAAGUCCUUGGAGAGAAGCUAAGGGGAUCGCUUUAUGGAUUCAGUGAGCCGUCCGGGUGUCCAAAAAGGCUUCUGAAAAUGAACAGACCCGCGAGGCCGAGAUUGGCCUCUUUCAGCGAAUUUCAGUUUGGAGCUGUUGCCACAGAGACGAUCGAAGACGCUCUGCUCCACUUGGCCCAGCAGAAUGAGCGAGCAGUGCAGGAGUCUGCCGGCUGGAUGGGCAGCUUCCGGGAGACCCGGAUCGUGGAGUUUGUUUUUCUCCUGUCUGAACAAUGGUGUCUGGAGAAAUCCGUGAGCUACCAGGCUGUAGAAAUCCUAGAAAGGUUUAUGGUUAAGCAGGCAGAGAAUAUCUGCAGGCAAGCCACAAUCCAGCUACGGGAUAAGACAGUGCCUCAGAAUUGGAGGGCUCUGAAAGAGCAGCUUUUCAACAAGUUUAUCCUGCGUCUUGUGUCAUGUGUUCAGCUGGCAAGCAAACUUUCUUUCCACUACAAAAUAAUCAGCAACAUUACAGUCCUGAAUUUCCUCCAGGCUCUAGGAUAUCUACACACUAAAGAAGAACUGCUGGAGUCAGAGCUUGAUGUUUUGAAGUCCCUGAACUUCCAAAUCAAUCUGUCUACUCCCCUGGCAUAUGUGGAGAUGCUCCUUGAGGUUCUAGGAUACAAUGGCUGUUUGGUCCCAGCCACUCAGCUGCACGCAACCUGCCUAACCCUCCUCGAUCUAGUCUAUCUUCUGCACGAACCUGUAUAUGAGAGCCUGCUGAGGGCUUCAAUUGAGAACUCCACACCCAGUCAGCUGCAAGGGGAAAAGUUUGUUUCAGUGAAGGAAGACUUCAUGCUGUUGGCAGUAGGAAUCAUUGCAGCAAGUGCUUUCAUCCAAAACCAUGCAUGUUGGAGCCAGGUUGUGGGGCAUUUGCAGAGCAUCACUGGCAUUGCCUUGGAGAGCAUCGCUGCAUUCUCUUAUGCAAUCCUGAUGCACAGCGUGGGAGCCAACACUCCAGGGCGACAGCAGCCCAUUCCUCCCCACCUGGUGGCCAGAGCUCUGAGGGCUGCUGCUUCCUCCAACACAUGAGGCAGACAGAAUCUGCCAAGUAGAAACAGCCUUCUGUCACUGCACUCAUCCCUCCCUUUGUUUACUUUAAUACUCAGGGUACAAAAGUUUCAAGUACCUUUUGAACCGUUUUAUAUUCCUACUUUAUGCUUAUUUUUCUGCAUCAGUGAAAGAGUUAAGGUGGACAAGCAUGUCCUUUUUGUCGUAUCAGAAUGAAAAUGUAAAAUGUUGGGAGAGAUAGAAUAUUAGUGAAGUUGGUUCAUUUUUGUUUAACAAGAUAUUUAUGGCUUUUCUUUAACUGUUCAUAUCAUUAAGAGUAUCAGACAUGGAGAUCAGUAUUAACCAAGGGUUCAAAAACUGAGACCAUCUGGGUCAUCUUGACUGAGCAAGAAGGCAGUCUGUAUUUCCCCUUAAAGUUAGUUUAACAUCUCUGUUCUGUUAUUGAAAUCUACACAAAUAGGGCUUUUUCUACAGCCGACUAUUUUCACUAGUCUUUUUCGAAGGUAACACUAAGCCAUCUCUAAACAUGUUU
This is a messenger RNA of Miniopterus natalensis, 1763 nucleotides long. The record is from RefSeq and is a predicted model, not a curated record. Lineage: Eukaryota; Metazoa; Chordata; Mammalia; Chiroptera; Miniopteridae.